GCUUAGCUUGUUUUGCUUGCAUUAUUUAAAUAGACUCGAUAAACUUUUUAUACAAAAACAUUAAGCACAAAACACUAAAAUGUCGAAAAAUGGGUAAAACAGUUUAUUUUUAUAGACAGAACUCAAACCAACCGCGCAAUGCCAAUGUUAAUUUAGAAGAGCAGAUGCUGCAGAGAAACUACAAAUGUAAUUCAGAAUUGGACUCCGACCGAAUCUAUAUGCGGUACAUAAAAACCCUGAUCCGGGUGCAAAACGCCAUACACAGGAGAUCCCAUCAGAGAAUCCCUCGAAAUUUGCAGACACCCAUCAUACGUAUUGCAGCUGGAGGGUCCUAUAAGGAUUGUAAGGACUCAGAUAAGGCUCAGGAACAACUAAAAAAGUGCCAUGACCAGCACAAUGAACUCCCCUGCGAUGCCGCUAAGCCGUGGGGAAAACCGGAGUGCCCCUCGAAUGAUAAACCAGUGGAAUCUCCCUGUCAGUACAAUAAAACAUCACAAAAAAAUGUGGACAAGAGGUGCAAUUUAAAGCCGGAACCCACUAAGUCCCCAUGCCAUGAUGCACAUGAGAACCAGCAGAGAAGCUGCGUGUGUUUCCAAGAGCCCGUGGCCAGGGACAUUCCGGAUUGUGAUCCAUCCUUUCGGGACUACCCAUGUUCGGAAUCAGACGAACCCACUUCGACGACCGUUUGCUGUGAUGAGAAACAUCCCCGUAAAAAACGAAUAACUUGCCAUUGUUGCACGAGACCUGUAAUUGUGGUUCCCUCGGGUGAAGGAAUCAUGCAUUCCAAUAAGUUGCCUUCUAAAACAAAACAUCCUAAAGUAACUCAUCAAGCUGCGUCCCAAAAAUCCUCACGAAAUUCAAAACACGGUGCCCAGGAUCACUCCAAAUCAGAGUUCGCAGAUCAGUGUCAUAAUUCUCAUGAUGUUUCACCAAAUUCUAAAUCGGAUAAGCUGCAUUUAUUUAAGCCACAUAAUACACAGUUACCAGAGGAACCGCAUUGUUCGACGAAACCACCGCCGUGUACCAAUUGCCCCAGUAUAUGUGAUAUAACCAAGCAGUUGACUGAUAUUCGUCACCAGGUGAAUAGCCUCAAUACCAAUGUCCAAUCGAUGAAACAAAAGCGUGUCGAGCGAAAACUGGAAAGGAAGCUGGAAAGGAAGUUGGAGAAAAAGCUGGAAAACAAGCUGGAAAACAAGCUGGAAAACAAGCGGGAAAACAAGCGGGAAAACAAGCUGGAAAAGAAGACCUCGAGCACUUGUCAGUUUUGUCGGGGACAGCAAUUGCCCUUGCUUAAUAGUUUCCACUUCCAGGUGAUGGAAUUAAUUGGCGAUCGAUGCAUUACGGAUAUCGUGAUGUCCGUAUUUCUACGAGCAGACAAUGUCUACCACGUGAACCUGAGGGAACUGAGUUCGGGAAGUUCCCUGGGAUGUUUCCUGGUCACUGAUGCCGGCAUCGAGGAGGCCAUCCAGCUGGGUCUGUUCCAGGACAUACUCACUUUCAGUGUGAUCGAUGUGCGGAAUACCAUUAAGCCAAAGAACUGCCCUCUGGGCAUCACCUUUGAAUUCCAUCACGCGGAUCGCCAGAGCGGUGGUAGUGAUUCCAUGACUCGUGGGAGUUGUAUGGUGGGCAGGCCCUAUGUGGCCAGGGUUCUGGGUCUUCCUCUCAAGCAACUAAAGUAUGUGUACUCUGUGCCACAAGCCCCUACAACAAAUAGCGAAAAAAAAUCCAGCAAGCACUCAAAAAUUUAUAGGAUACAAUCACGAUCAGCCUUUUACAAGCCGGGGUUUAAAAACAAAUCGAAGGCCAGUAUUAAACGGACUAUCAAGAAAAUCGCCCGCAUCGAUAAACAAUAUAUUUUAACCGAUGAUGAAGACAAGUAUCCAUUUAGCCAACUGGAUACGACCUCGCUGUCAAGCGUAGAUUGCCCCAUCCAGAAAUUUAAAAAACAGCGGUCAUGCCCUUUUACCUUUUAUAACUGCCGAAGACUACCACCUAAAGUUCAUAAAAAAAAUUUAUUAAAAAUUGUAUAAGGUAUCAUUGCUGAGGACUUAGGAAAGCCCUUUUUAAUAAAAUUUUAAAUAUUUUUUAGUAAAUUACAAUAUACACCUA
This is a messenger RNA of Drosophila rhopaloa, 2109 nucleotides long. RefSeq lists its product as uncharacterized. The transcript is spliced from 2 exons. NCBI's taxonomy places the organism in Eukaryota, Metazoa, Arthropoda, Insecta, Diptera, Drosophilidae. Bases 90 to 2030 code for a protein of 646 amino acids. The record is from RefSeq and is a predicted model, not a curated record.